Molecule: messenger RNA, 309 nt
Organism: Hydatigera taeniaeformis
Lineage: Eukaryota; Metazoa; Platyhelminthes; Cestoda; Cyclophyllidea; Taeniidae
Source: the annotation of a GenBank genome assembly
AUGCUUCAUUCACUUCUCCAUCUCAAAAGACUGAUUCACUGCGUUGGUACUGAUGGAGGAGCUGAGAAACUGUGGGCGCUGUUGGUGGAGAAGGACAAGGCGCUACAACGCUCUCGUGAAGAGGAAGUUAAACUGCGAAAUCGCGUAUCUCAGCUGCAGGCCGAUAUGGAAAACACCGAAAAGGUCUCCUUAGACUUUGUACGCCUCUCCCAACACCUCCAGGUGCGGUCCGUUUUCACCUAUAUGAUUUGCUAUAGGAUUUCAAGUCGUUACUUCUAUCUCUUCCGCUUCCUUAGCAAGCGUCGUUCU